Messenger RNA from Aethina tumida (small hive beetle), 782 nucleotides. RefSeq names its product ras-related protein M-Ras. The transcript has 3 exons. Lineage: Eukaryota; Metazoa; Arthropoda; Insecta; Coleoptera; Nitidulidae. Gene Ontology annotation, cellular component: plasma membrane. The record is from RefSeq and is a predicted model, not a curated record. Gene Ontology annotation, molecular function: GTPase activity; GTP binding; GDP binding. The coding region runs from base 47 to 637 and encodes 196 amino acids. Gene Ontology annotation, biological process: signal transduction.
UCGUCAAUUAUAAUUGAAAUUAUAAAUAAAUAAUUGCGCUUCUGAAAUGCCCUCAACUUACGGGAACCUCCCACUUGUGAGACUCGUGGUGGUGGGUGAUGGAGGCGUGGGCAAAAGUGCUAUCACCAUUCAGUUCUUUCAAAAGAUCUUCGUGACCGAUUACGACCCUACUAUCGAAGACAGUUACGUGCAAAAUGUGGUAGUUGAUGGAGAACCCUGCCGACUUGAUGUCCUUGACACUGCUGGUCAGGAGGAGUUUUGCGCAAUGCGUGAACAGUACAUGCGACAAGGUGACGGUUUCCUUCUGGUUUACUCGGUGACCGAUUACAACAGUUACGUGAACACCACUCAGUUUCACACGCAAAUUCUUCGAGUAAAAGACUGUGAUACCAUUCCAAUAUUGUUGGUGGCCAAUAAGGUCGACUUGGUGCAUUUAAGGAAGGUGACGGAGGAGCAGGGAAGAAGUCUGGCAAAGCAUUUAGGUACUCCUUACAUUGAAACAAGUGCCAAAGAUCCUCCCCUCAAUAUUGACGCUGCGUUUCAUGAGGUGGUUCGCAGAGUUCGCACUCAGUCUAAGGCACAGAUGAAGGAGAAACGGAAGAAGAGAUUCAAGAUGUGCAAAUGUACUAUUCAAUGACAUAACCCAAUCUAAUAUCAUUAGAUUUGUGAUUAUUAUUAUUUUAUACUGAUACUUAUUUUGAUCUCGUUAAAACAAGUAUUAACUUUUAUAUAGUUUUAUCGUCUAAUGUACAAAUAAUAUAUUAAAUAAAUAUGUAAAAAAU